GAGAAAUGUCAGUGUACCGUUGGUAACAAUUUGGUAUAAUAUCUUUAGCACUUGAGCUCUUUGACAGCUUCUGUGCAGCAGGCCUCAUAUGUUUGUUUUGAUACCUGGGAGAAGCGUCAGCGGCUGUUAGCGGUUCUGAGACAGUGCUAUUAAAGGAGUGGCAUAAAAGGUGCUGAUAAGACAUCAGUAAUGGCGGCAGAUAGCAGUUGAGCAUCUUGUGAUUGUGAAGGGAGUGUGUGGGUGCCGGGUGCUAGAGUGGGCUGCAGUGGAAUCUCCGAGCAGUUAGCUGUAGUGCAGUCACUUGCAACGGACAAGACAUUCAUGGUUAAUGCAAGCUAAAUAAGAAGCCAUUGCUGUAGAAUCGGUGCAUAACAACUUAUCUCAAGUGGUUAGCUGAGACCUGUAAAGAGUAUCAUUGUUAGUGUGUGUACCUGAGGCUGCAGAGUAGCUCCAUUCACUUUCGGCUGCAUUCCAGAGAGGAUGAGCUGCUAACUCAUCCCACACUGCGGUCUGUUCUGUAGCAGCGCUUCUGCAGUCGCUUCUCCGUUUUAACAGACAUGAGCCAGCAGACGCUCGCAGACGACGGGUCCGCACUGGCCCACCUGUCCGAGGACGACAUCUCGGCCGCCGUAUCCGGGGACGGCCUCGUGACCGUGACGGCGCCGGGCGUAGCCCCGGCAGACGUAUCCUCUGGUAUCGCCACGCAGGGCGGUGCCGGGGGCGACUCGGGCCCGGACGCGGCGUCCGCUACCGCGGUCGGCGAAGAGAAGGCCGGCGGGUCGCAGCCGGUGGGGACGUCGGGGUCGGCGGCGGACCAGGCGUCGCGGCAGUCGAACCUGCAGCGCAUCCAGAUGCGGAAGCAGCAGGUCUACAACUGGAGCCACAGCAAGAAGAUGCUCAAACUCGCCAUUUACUCCGCUUGCCAGGGUGAAGACUGCAAGUGUAACGGCUGGAAGACGGCAUCUCCCGCAUCCAAGAACCUCCGUGUUGAUGCCCCUCAGCCACUGGCCAACUUUUCAGACCCGUGUCGCAGCUGCAGCCACGCCCUAGAGACCCACGUGAGCCACCUGCAGCCUCCGCUGUCUAUGGAGGAGGUGAACCAGCUGCUGGGCAUGGUGGUGGACGUGGAGAACAUCUUCAUGAGCAUGCACCGCGAGGAGGACGCCGACACCAAACGUGUCUACUACUACCUCUUCAAGCUGCUGCGCAAGUGCAUCCUGACAAUGACGAAGCCAUCGGUGGAGGGUCCCCUCGGACAGCCGCCAUUUGAGCGGCCUAGCAUUGCUAAGGCCAUCACCAACUUCGUACUGUACAAAUUCGGACAUCUGCCACAGAGGGAGUGGCAAACAAUGUACGAUCUGGCCAAGAUGUUCCUGCACUGCUUGAACCACUGGAACUUCGAGACGCCCAGUGUCCGCCGCCACACGGUCACUGCAGAGGAGAUAUCUGCGUACAAAGUCAAUUACACCAGGUGGCUGGUGUUCUGCCACGUGCCGGCAUUCUGUGACUCGCUGCCACACUUCGAGACGACGCUGGUGUUCGGGCGGACGUUGCUGCGUGCCGUGUUCCGCUCGGUGUGCCGCCAGCUGAUGGACAAGUGCCACAGUGAGCGUGACCGCAUGCCACCCGAGAAGAGGGUGCUCGUACUGACACACUUCCCCAGGUUCCUGACGAUGCUGGAGGACGAGAUCUACGCGUCCUCGUCACCCAUCUGGGACCCGGACUUCAAGCAGGCGCCUCCCCCGCACGUGCUGGCUGUGACCGCGUCCAUGGGGGCGGCCACGGCGACGGCCGGACCCGCGGCCGGGGCCGCCGCACCGGGGGCUUCCCCCGCCUCCAACUUUGCUCGCAAGCAGCUGCGCGAGAGUGGGUCUGUCGCCAGCACCGAGAAGCGUGUGGCUCAGGACGAAGCCUCAGGGACACCGAGUGCGAGCGGCGGAGGAAAGCGGCGCAAAACUGCGGCGUCGGCGCUGGCGGCCGCCGCGGGGCAGGAGGCCGGAGGAGACCUGCCGGAGGAGACGGUGGCCGACAUCAUCGCACAGAUCGACCACCCCGGCCACUCCGCAGGCCCCGACGCCGUCUUUCCCGAGAACGCGCCCCGAGACGAGACGGCGAAGCUGGAGGAGGCGCGCGGCAUCAUCAGCUUCCACGUGGUGGGCAACUCGCUGAUGCGGCCCGUCUCCAAGUCGACGAUGCUGUGGCUGGUCGGCCUGCAGAACGUCUUCUCCCACCAGCUCCCGCGCAUGCCCAAGGAGUACAUCUCCAGGCUCGUCUUUGACCCCAAGCACAAGACACUGGCCCUGAUCAAGGACAACCGGCCCAUCGGCGGCAUCUGCUUCCGCAUGUUCCCCGCACAGGGCUUCACGGAGAUCGUGUUUUGUGCCGUCACCAGCAACGAGCAGGUCAAGGGCUAUGGCACGCACCUCAUGAACCACCUCAAGGACUACCACACUGGCCUCGGAAUCCUGCACUUCCUCACUUUUGCUGACGAGUUUGCGAUUGGAUACUUUAAGAAGCAAGGCUUCAGUAAGGACAUAAAGAUGAACCGGGCGCAGUACCAGGGCUACAUCAAGGACUACGAGGGUGCAACCCUGAUGCACUGCGAGCUCAACCCCAAGAUUGCGUACACCGAGUUCUCUGCUGUCGUUCGACGGCAGAAAGAGAUUGUGAAGAAGAUAAUAGAAGCCCGGCAGCAGGAGGUACAGAAGGUACACCCCGGGCUGACGUGCUUCCGUGAGGGUGUGCGCUCCAUCCCUAUUGAGAGCAUCCCGGGCAUCCGCGAAACGGGCUGGCGGCCUGCGGCACGGGCGACACGCGUCUCCCGUGUCACGGAGGAGACGGCCGACCCGGACGCGUUGCACGCCACCCUCAAGAACGUCCUCAAUACGAUUCGCAACCACAGUGCGGCAUGGCCCUUCCUGAAGCCUGUGGACAAACUGGAGGUUCCAGACUACUAUGACCACAUUAAGUACCCUAUGGACCUGAAGACGAUGGGGGACCGGCUGAAGGCGAGGUACUAUACGACGCGGCACCUGUUCGUGGCGGACAUGACGCGCAUCUUCACCAACUGCCGGCUCUACAACAGCCCGGACACGGAGUACUACCGGUGCGCCAACGCCCUCGAGAAGUACUUCCAGACGCGCAUGCGUGAGCUCGGCCUGUGGGACAAAUAGGAGCGGCCCUGCGGCUCGCCAGCCGCCGAGUGAAGGUCGUGACGGACGCCGAGUGCCGGAGUGCUGGACACGUAUCCGAUUCUACGACAGGUCACUCACGAGUCCGGGUCGGCUGCCGUGGCAGCGAGAACUUGAAGUGCGCAAAUGUGGUGGAACAGCCGCUCGCGAAAGGAGAGUGUGUGCGUGCGUCGGGGGAACUUUUGAUUGUGGGGCGCCACGAGUGUAUGUAGGGGUAGCCGAAAUGCUGGAAGUGGUUCCCGGAUGGGGGCGACACAUCUCUAAUGACAAUGCAUUUAGGCUGUCUUCUGCCUCCCCCCCCCUCCUUCUCCCCAAGAUGCCGUUUAAAUACAU
Schistocerca cancellata (South American locust) is the source of this 3524-nucleotide messenger RNA. RefSeq names its product histone acetyltransferase KAT2A (gene Gcn5). Bases 558 to 3173 code for a protein of 871 amino acids. NCBI's taxonomy places the organism in Eukaryota, Metazoa, Arthropoda, Insecta, Orthoptera, Acrididae. The record is from RefSeq and is a predicted model, not a curated record. Gene Ontology annotation, molecular function: protein binding; histone H3 acetyltransferase activity. Gene Ontology annotation, cellular component: nucleus; histone acetyltransferase complex. Gene Ontology annotation, biological process: positive regulation of transcription by RNA polymerase II; chromatin remodeling. The transcript has 18 exons.